Trypanosoma conorhini is the source of this 1656-nucleotide messenger RNA. RefSeq lists its product as uncharacterized. The transcript has a single exon. The record is from RefSeq and is a predicted model, not a curated record. NCBI's taxonomy places the organism in Eukaryota, Euglenozoa, Kinetoplastea, Trypanosomatida, Trypanosomatidae. The coding region runs from base 1 to 1656 and encodes 551 amino acids.
AUGUACGCGGGGAAGCGCUUUACCUCGCCGUUUAGUUCGAUGCCUCCUCAUUCACAGUCGACCUUGACGGGGGAACGUGGCCGGCAACGAAUGGCAGGUGCCGCCAUCUCUGCUGCAUCCUACAGCCAGCCAAGGCGACCGGCGGCAAGUCGUGCAGCGUCAAGUAAUGCGUGGAGUGCGGCGGCAUGGGGUGGAAUGAGUGAGCCACACACGGAGCGGAGGCGGGCGGCGUCUAGCGGCGGGAGGCAGCGUGGGGGUUACAGUAGAAAGGCCAACAUUCAUCCAGUGGGUGGCAUCGCCUCUGAUGCACGGCGUGCUAGUUUUACGAAGGGGAUGGGAUUUUUGCCCGACGGCAACUCUUACAUGGCGUCCUCGACGAGUAUUCCCAACAGCUACAGCCAGCAGAGCAGCAAUGAGAACGGCUACCAGGUGCGACACCUCCUUUCGGAGUUGGUGGAGAUAAGCCAAGCGUUAGCCGCGUACUUGCAGGAUGGUUCCCCUCCUAGAAUGCAGCAGCCGCAGCAGGCGUCACCGCGUAGCGUCAAUGGCGGGGCAAAGAGCGGACCGCACUCUCAACAGCAGGCAACGCUAAAGGCACAGGAGAUUGAGCGUAUCGUGAAACGUGUCGAGAGCCACUUUGCGGCCAAGAUUGCGUCCAUGGAACAGAGGGAGAAGGAACAAGCUGCAGUCAUUGCCGAACUAAGAAAGGAGCUUCGGCGAUACCUACAGCAAGAAGGACCGAUUUCCACUACUUUGCCAGCCGGCAAAAACAGGGAUCUUGGAACCUCGUCUCGUCCUGAUCUACAUCCUGCGGGUGCUGCUUACGGUGCACGCACUACCACUACCACUACCGCCACUACUAGUAAUGGUGCUGCUGGUGACGUUCAUAGUGAGCAGGUCACCGAGGUGGAACACCUCCGCUGCAUGUUACAGGAGGAAAAACGUCAGCGCCUUUUUGUGGAGGAGCAAACGCAGUCCCUUUCAGAGCAGCACGGACGCGUUGUUAUGACCCUUGAGCGACGACUGCAGAAGCAGGAGGAGCAGCUGCGUGAGCUGAUUGCCUCGCUGGACCACCGGGCGCAGUUUGCGCCACCGUCGCCAAACUCUCGCUCUCCAGCGGCGUCACAGCUUUCACACGCAGCCGCGGUAACGUCGCCGCGGCUGAGUUUGAGGCAACAGUUGACGCAACACGAACAGGCGCAGCGAGCCUUUGACACGUAUCAUCAAAACCCUCGUGGUGCUCACGGGCUAAACACAAGUACUCGAGACACUCUCUCUGCUGAUAACAGCCGAAUGAAUCCUAAUCGUGACACCGGUGCCGCCCUUGAUGGCGAUGACUUUUUAGUAGACCUCGGUCUUGCCGAGCCAAAGCCCGGAAUGCGUACCGAAAGUGACCCACACAAAUCCGGUCAAGAAGCAGUAACUUCUUCACUUCUGAAGCAGUCACCUCCCCAACCCAAAUCUCGGGAGCAGUAUCAAGAGCAACAACGGUCUCAGCAGCAGCUGUAUAGUGUAAAACAUGCCACUAACGUGAUGGAUGCUGAUGCAACCAAAGCGGCUGCGGAAGUAGACGACAUUGCCGCCUUCUUGGACAACAUCACCCAGGAACUAGAGAGCAUUGACGCACUGGGGCAGGAAAGUGAAGGGGAAAUCUAG